AUGGACAACACCGACACAAGUCACCGCAAAGCCAUCAUCGGGAACCCCUCCUCCACCUUCUGGCUCUAUGAUUCCAAGACAGGCUUCGACCUCACUCACCCACCGACACCCACCUCCGCCACACCCACCCCAAAUUACACCAUCAAAACCAACACCCUGCCCAUUACAAUACACCCACCCAAGUCAGCCCUUGUGAUCAUCGACAUGCAGAACUUCUUCCUCUCCCCGCAGCUAGGCCGCCCAGGGGACUCGAAGGGCCUUCUCGCGCAGCAGCAGCUACUGAAGUAUGCAAUUCCUGCUGCGCGCAAAGCCGGCGUGCGAAUCAUCUGGCUGAAUUGGGGCCUCACACAGCAGGAAAUCGACGAGAUGCCACCCGCAACGCUGAGGGCAUUUGGCUUUGAGACCGUCCUUGCCUCGGAGUGGGAGUCAUAUGAGAAGGUCGAGAAGAAGCAGGCGGCGAUCGACUCUCACGGCGUGAACGAGGGUUGCCACAAGUUUCCGGACCCGCAGAUCGAGACUUCGGGCAAGAAUCCCAGGAUCUACAGGGGUCUUGGCCAGGAGAUUGGGCCUGUCACCAUAGACGACGGAAGAUCGCCCGUGCAAGGCGGCAGACUUUUGAUGAGAGACACCUGGAACGCCGACCUGACUCCAGAGCUCAAGCAGUCGUACGAAGAAGAGGGGAAGAAGGCAAAUCCCCCAGAUGUGUGGAUUCACAAGAAUCGUAUGUCCGGUCUGUGGGGCGAAAGGACCGACUGCACCGAGUUCCUGGACAGGGAGGGGAUUAAGACGUUGUUCUUUGCUGGCGUCAAUACCGAUCAAUGCGUCGGUGGAAGCCUGCAGGAUGCUUUCUCCAGAGGAUACGACUCAGUUCUCCUCUCCGACGGCGCUGGCACAACAAGCCCAUCGAGCUCCCAGGAGAGCAUCGAAUUCAACUGUGCGAAGACUUGGGGGUUCUGUGUGUCGUGUAAGGACUUCGCUGAAGGUUUGGGUCUUUAG
This is a messenger RNA of Cladophialophora carrionii CBS 160.54, 996 nucleotides long. RefSeq lists its product as uncharacterized. The record is from RefSeq and is a predicted model, not a curated record. The coding region runs from base 1 to 996 and encodes 331 amino acids. NCBI's taxonomy places the organism in Eukaryota, Fungi, Ascomycota, Eurotiomycetes, Chaetothyriales, Herpotrichiellaceae. The transcript is spliced from 2 exons.